Centropristis striata (black sea bass) is the source of this 4561-nucleotide messenger RNA. RefSeq names its product angiotensin I converting enzyme (peptidyl-dipeptidase A) 1 (gene ace). Bases 277 to 4239 code for a protein of 1320 amino acids. The transcript is spliced from 25 exons. Lineage: Eukaryota; Metazoa; Chordata; Actinopteri; Perciformes; Serranidae. Gene Ontology annotation, molecular function: peptidyl-dipeptidase activity; metallopeptidase activity. The record is from RefSeq and is a predicted model, not a curated record. Gene Ontology annotation, biological process: proteolysis. Gene Ontology annotation, cellular component: plasma membrane.
CACACUGCACUGGUGUGUCAUAUCUUAUCUCUCAUCUCGCACAGUUAUAGAAACUUGGAUCUGAUCAAAGAUACUGCCAUCCAUCCGAGCCCUGGCUGACAACAGAAAAAGAAGGGAGGGAGAAAAGAUAGUAGGAAGGAGAGGGCUGGGGGAAAAUGUGUCCAGUGUUGUAAAGUAAGAGGGAAGGCUGCAGAGAAGUGUGGGCUGGGUCACACUGACACUUAAAAAGAAGCUUUCUUAGGCUUCUGUGCAUUUCAGGGAGCAGUGAAGAAGUGGAUGAGACAACAGCUCCAGGGGGAAGGUGUACUCUCACUUCAUUGGAGCAAGUGUAUUUUUAGCUCUUCUUUCCAACUCUUUUCUCCUCCACUUUUUCUUUCGUGGAGGCUAGCCAUGGGCACUGGCGUGGACAGGUCUCUGUGGUCAGUGCUGCUGCUGCUGCCAGUCUUGGGACUCUCUCAGGCUCUGCCAGGAGCCUGGAUGCCAGGGAAUUAUCUGAACACCACCGAAGAUGCACGACGCUUCCUAACUGACUACAACGACAAUGCUGAAAUGGUGUUAUUUGAAAGUGUCUCCGCCAGCUGGAACUACAACACCGACAUCACAGACCACAACUCCCUGCUUCAGGUAAAUGCAUCCCUUGAAGAGCAGGCCUUCUCCUCAGCGUGGGGAUUAAAGGCCAAGCAGGUCUUCUCUGACGAAGUUCUCAACACUCUCAAUCCAUUUUACAAGAAACUUAUGGAGAAGAUCAAGAUUCUGGGAGUUGCCAACCUGCCUGAGAAUGAAAGAGAGGAGUAUAACACAAUUCUCAGCAAAAUGGACAAUAUUUAUUCAACAGCCAAGGUGACUCCAUCGCCAAAUGUAAGCUGGAGCCUUGAACCUGAGCUCACAGAGAUCAUGGCCACCUCUAGGAGUUAUAAGAGGCUGCUGUACGCAUGGGAGGGCUGGCACAAUGAAUCAGGUGUACCUCUCAGAGAUUACUACCCCAAGUUUGUGAAGCUCAGCAACAAUGCCUCUAAGAUGGAUGGGUUUGAUGACACUGGAGCGGACUGGCGCUCUUGGUACGAGUCUGAGACCUUUGAACAGGAUAUAGAGGAACUCUACAGGACCAUUGAACCCCUCUACAAGAACCUGCAUGCCUUUGUGCGCCGCCAGCUCUACAACCAGUACGGUCCCAAGUACAUCAACCUUAAAGGACCCAUCCCUGCUCACCUGCUAGGAAAUAUGUGGGCCCAGACCUGGAACAAUAUUUACAAUAUGAUGAUCCCAUUUCCUGGCAAACCCAACUUGGAUGUGACUAAAGAAAUGGAGAAUCAAGGCUAUAAUGCCACGCACAUGUUUCGUGUGGCUGAGGAGUUCUUCACAUCUCUGAAUUUAGAGAAGAUGCCUGAUGAGUUUUGGGCGAAAUCCAUGCUGGUGAAGCCUGACGAUCGAGAGGUGGUGUGCCAUGCGUCUGCCUGGGACUUUUAUAACCGCAAAGACUUCAGGAUCAAGCAGUGCACCACAGUAACAAUGGAGCAACUCUUCACUGUACACCAUGAGAUGGGGCACAUUCAGUAUUACCUGCAAUACAAGAAUCUGCCUGUGGGCUACCGUCGCGGAGCCAAUCCCGGUUUUCACGAGGCUAUUGGCGAUGUUUUGUCUCUCUCCGUUUCCACACCCAAACAUCUUCACGCCAUUGGUCUGCUGGCAAAUGUGACCUCUGACCCUGACACUGAUACCAACUACCUGUUAAAGAUGGCUCUGGAGAAGAUAGCCUUCCUUCCCUUUGGCUACCUCAUCGACCAGUGGAGAUGGAAUGUGUUCAAUGGAAACACACCUCCAGAGCGGUACAAUGCUGACUGGUGGCACCUCAGGACAAAAUAUCAAGGCAUCUGCCCACCCACCAAACGUUCAGAGGACCACUUUGAUGCUGGAGCAAAAUACCACAUCCCUGGAAACACACCAUAUAUCAGGUAUUUUGUCAGCUUCAUUCUGCAGUUCCAGCUUCACGAAAAACUGUGUGAGGCAGCUAAUCAAAAGGGUCCCUUGCACACAUGUGACAUCUACGGCUCCAAAGAAGCAGGAGCCAUUUUAAAGAAAAUUCUCCAGGCUGGCUCUUCCAAACCUUGGACUAUUGUGCUCAUGGAAGCUAUAGGGACCAACAAGUUGGACGCCAACUCACUGAUGAAAUACUUUCAACCCAUUAUUACAUGGCUGGAAAAGAAAAAUGAGGGAGAGACAUUGGGAUGGCCUGACUUUAACUGGGUCCCUCCAAUCCCUGAGGGCUACCCUGAAGAUAUUGGAAAGAACACAGAUGAGGCUGAUGCAAAGAAGUUUCUGGAUCAGUACAACAGCACAGCUGAGACGGUGUGGAACGCCUACACCGAGGCCUCCUGGAAGUACAACACCGACAUCAAUGAAGCCAAUAAGCAGGCGAUGCUUGACAAGAACCUGGAGAUGUCGGCCCACACCCUGGAUUAUGGUCGGAAGGCCCGUCUGUACGACACCACCGACUUCCAGGAUGACUCGGUCAAACGCAUCAUGAAAAAACUCAGCGACAUUGAGAGGGCUGCCCUGCCACAGGCAGAACUGGAAGAGUACAACACUCUCCUAUCCAACAUGGAGACCAAGUACAGUGUGGCUCAGGUGUGCAGAGAUGAUGGGACAUGCCACCCACUGGAUCCAGAUCUUCAGAAGAUCAUGGCGGAGUCCAGAGAUUAUGAUGAGCUGCUGUUUGCCUGGAAAGGAUGGAGAGAUGCUGCUGGCAAAGUGCUUCGGAAGGAUUACAAGAGAUAUGUUGAACUGGCCAACUCAGCUGCAACGCUCAAUGGUCACUCUGACAAUGGGGCUUUCUGGCGCUCCCUGUAUGAAACCCCUACCUUUGAGGAGGACCUGGAGGCUCUGUGGAAGGAGCUGGAGCCUCUCUAUCAGAAUGUGCACGCCUAUGUCCGCAGGGGUCUGUACAAAAAGUAUGGUGCAGAGCACAUCAACCUAAAGGGACCCAUUCCUGCUCAUUUGCUGGGCAACAUGUGGGCACAGACCUGGUCUGGCAUAAUGGAUUUAGUCAUGCCCUACCCGCAUGCCACGCAGGUUGACGCCACCCCUGCUAUGGUGUCACAGGGCUGGAACGCCAUCAAAAUGUUCCAGGAAUCAGACAGAUUUUUCACCUCUUUGGGUCUGCUGCCAAUGCCAAAAGAGUUCUGGGACAAAUCCAUGCUGGAGAAGCCUGAUGGACGCCAGGUGGUGUGCCAUGCAUCUGCAUGGGACUUCUAUAACCGAAAAGACUUCAGGAUCAAACAGUGCACUGUUGUGACUAUGGAUGACCUGAUCACAGUGCACCAUGAGAUGGGCCACGUCCAGUACUUUCUGCAGUACAAAGACCAACCCGUGUCCUUCCGCGAUGGAGCCAACCCCGGCUUCCAUGAGGCCAUCGGCGAUGUGCUAGCCCUGUCUGUGGCAACGCCAAAACAUCUGGAGAAAAUCGGCCUGCUGGACAAAGUUGAAACUGACUACGAGAGUGACAUCAACUUCCUGAUGAGCAUAGCGCUUGACAAGAUUGCCUUCUUACCUUUUGGCUACCUGAUGGAUCAGUGGAGAUGGAAGGUUUUCGAUGGACGCAUCCCAUCGUCUGAGUACAAUAAAGAGUGGUGGAACCUCAGAAUGAAGUACCAGGGACUGUGUCCACCUGUAACCCGCACUGAGGACGACUUUGACCCGGGUGCAAAGUUCCACAUCCCUGCUAACGUGCCCUAUGUGAGGUACUUUGUCAGCUUCAUCAUCCAGUUUCAGUUCCACAAGGCUCUGUGUGAUGCUGCCAAGCAUGUUGGGCCUCUACAUACCUGUGAUAUCUACCAGUCUAAAGAAGCUGGGAAGCUGCUGGGUGAUGUGAUGAAGCUGGGCUUCAGUAAGCCCUGGCCCGAGGCAAUGGCCUUGAUCACCGGCCAGCCCAACAUGACUGCCCAGCCUCUCAUGGAAUAUUUCAAACCUCUAACUGAAUGGCUGGAGAAAGAGAACAACAAGAACAACGAAGUCCGCGGGUGGCCCGAGUACGACUGGAAACCUCCAACUGAUCCUAAGGCCAGUAAAGUGGACUUCCUGGGUCUGAAUGUGGAAAGUGCAGCUGCCAUAGCCGGCCAGUGGGUCCUGUUGGUCAUUGGUGUGGUCCUCUUGCUGGCCACCAUCCUGUUGGCCUACAAGUACAGGAAGUCAAAAAAGCCUGAAAAGUCCUUAUCCACGAUGGAGCUCAAGCAGAAGGACUAGCCAUUUGUAAUGGCUAACAGUACCGACCUUAAUGUGAACAUCAGUGUUUUUGUGUACUGUACUGAUCUGAUCAAAUUUGCUUUCCUCUGUUCUGCCUCCUUUAUCUAGUCUUGUAUAUUUAUUGUAUACACCUGAAGUCAAAUAAUUUUUGCCUAUGCAAAAACACUACAGUUUUGUAAUUUAUUUACAAUAUUUGAAUGUUUAGGGAGGAAAUGUUUAAAAUGAAUGUUUGUAAAGUCAUUAAUUGCAUUUUUGAAUAUUUGAUUUUGUAUCUUUUUUUUGUUGAAUCCUCUGCAUUUCUACAAUAAAGACAUUAAAUAUG